GAAAAUGUUACUUUAUAGAUAUAGAUUCUCUUACGUUUAUUAUGUAAUGACCUAACUUAAGGGAUAGGUCAUACGUUGGGCCCAAUUUAUAUCAUAAAGAGUAGAUUAACCUGCUAAACUUAGGCCAUAGAAUCAUAAUGAAAGUUUACUUGUGCCAGUCCCAUUUUAUUGACCGCGUGCUGUACAAGAGAAAACACGUGCAUGUCUGUCAACUACGCCACGUGUAUCCCAACCGCUAUGUCGUGGCAUCGAUCCUUUGUAUUUAAAACUUUCCUUUUUCGAAGGCAAACAAAAUACAAAAAGAAAAGUCACCAAAUCAGGAAGUUGAUCGGAGAUGUCGUCGGCGCAAAUGGACCCACGCGACAAGAUGAGAUCACGCGAUAUAAGUAAAGUCGCGAGAGGACAGCAAGCGCCAAGACCAGCUCAUGCUCCUGGUACGGUGUCGCCGCCACCACAGAACGAGGCGACAUUUCGAGCUCAGAGAGGAGAAGACGGCGGAGAUGGUGGUGGUCCUGGUGGAGAUACUGGUUCGGCGGCGGAUGAAGAGUUCCAGGUGACUAGUGAAACGCGACAUUGCUUCAAUCGGUUUAAGCAAUACCAUAAGUGUAUUGAGGAUAAAGGAAGAGAUACGAAUGAUUGUAACAGCUUAAGAGAUUAUGUACGUUCGAUGUGCCCCGAAAAUUUGGUUGAGAAAUGGGAGGAACAGAGAAAGUCUGGGACAUUGCCCUCAUCAGUUUGAAGAUUAAUUAGUUUAUCAAAUAGAGUCUCUGAUAUAUUAUAAACAGAGAUGUUUAUUUUGGUCGUUGUGUACAAUACUAAAACCAAAAUGCUAUAAUAAAC
Thlaspi arvense is the source of this 840-nucleotide messenger RNA. The record is from the annotation of a GenBank genome assembly. Lineage: Eukaryota; Viridiplantae; Streptophyta; Magnoliopsida; Brassicales; Brassicaceae.